UUGGCCCGGAUUCCCAGCAACGAGAUGGAAGCUUAUCAAGUACUAGCAGUCGUCUUGAGUCUCGUGGCCUCAGCUUCAGUUGUAGCCUGCGGCAAACGAAACUCGUAUUCACCCUUCAUGGCCGCGCUCCUGCCCGAUGACUCUGACUACAUCGUCGGUGGCUCCCUCGCCGGCAAGAACGAGUUCCCUUGGCAGGUUGCAAUCCUGACCAGACGACAGUUUUGUGGCGGCUCCAUCAUCAGUGACAGUUGGAUCCUCACUGCGGCUCACUGCAUAACGGAUGAGCUGCAGCAGAGUGAAUACCUAAUCGUCGCUGGGUCUCGACACGUUAAGCGCCGAGAGAGUACUUCUCAGAUACGGAAGGCCGCGAAGAUUAUUGUUCAUCCAGGCUGGGACUCGCAGUACUUCAUAAACGAUAUUGCUCUGAUCAAAUUGUCCCAGCCGUUGGUCGCGUCAGCGAGCUCUGUGGCGCCUGUUCGCCUCCCGGAAUCCUCAGACGCGAACCGAUUCAACCGGAAAACUUGCACCGCUUCAGGGUGGGGAGCCGCGUACAACGAUGGACCAACUUCGCCUGUGUUGCUCAAAGUCGAUCUCCCUAUCGUUUCCAACUACAUCUGCAAUAACCGUUACUUUGACGUGCGUGACGUUCGAAUCAACGAAAACCACAUCUGCGCUGGGGAUCUCGAUAUCGACGGAACCGGGGUCGGUCAAGGAGACUCAGGCGGUCCUCUGGUUUGCGAGGAGAAUGGCGCUCACCUCCUGGCAGGUAUCACUAGUUUCGGCGUUGACUGCGGGGACAGCAAGCAUCCUACCGUCUUCACUCGCGUCUCGUCGUUCCGCAGAUGGAUCGAUAGCAACAUUGCCUAGGACUUUUUCUUCUUCAAUAAAGCUGGCUGGUAUAUUGAAUGGCUCCCGAAAGGCCAUCGGCCCUCGGGCCUCUGCGAGGAAAAUUCUAUU
Messenger RNA from Galendromus occidentalis (western predatory mite), 957 nucleotides. Its product is annotated as trypsin. The record is from RefSeq and is a predicted model, not a curated record. Gene Ontology annotation, biological process: proteolysis. The transcript is spliced from 4 exons. Gene Ontology annotation, molecular function: serine-type endopeptidase activity. Lineage: Eukaryota; Metazoa; Arthropoda; Arachnida; Mesostigmata; Phytoseiidae. Bases 25 to 867 code for a protein of 280 amino acids.